AUCGUUGGCAUUAUAUUAUUGUCUUUGACAGGAAUGCCUCUUUAUCAAAGGAAGCAAAUUCCUCUAAUUCCCGCACCAAAGCUAGAUGUUUCCGAACAUGGUGAUCGCAACGUUUGGGUAAUUCCGGAUUAUUUGGCACGUAUUGCACUUUAUAACAGACCUAUUUGGCAAUGUGCGUUAACGGGUAAACAAGGUCUUACCUACAAAGAAGCGCUUGAUAGUGAGAACACGCAUAGAGAAGCUUUGCAAGAAAAGUUCCCAGAGGGUUUGAAACGUCAAAUAUUGGAGUUUGUUCAAUUUCGUGGAAUAUUUGAAAAGCAUAAAGACCAAUUUGCACUUGGUGAAAUUGUAUACGUAGUAUCAGACGGGAAAAAACUCAAGGCAAAGAUAGCAGAUGUCAAAUUUGAUGACACGAACGAGGAAAUGAGCUCUUCCGGGGUGAAGGCAAGUAGCUCUAAGUCUCGCAAAGCCGUGUCUUCGCAAAUUACCUAUCGUGUACAAAUGUUAGACGAUAGCGGAAACGCAUUGAGGCAAAAAAGCAAUAAGAAGUAUAUAACGAGGACCUUUAAUGGUGGCGAAGCUAUGAGCCGCGUGGACAAACUAUCGUUCACCAAGACUCUUAUUCGUCAGUUCAUUAAAGAGUCUGCAUCCAAAGGUACUUAUGUCCGUGCUCCGUGGUUAGUCGAGAAAAGAUUAGCAAAAAAAUACGGAGUGUCGACUAAGCUACCGGAAGAUUUACAGCGAGCCAAAGAUGAGGCUAUAGAAAAAAGCAAGAAACGAAAGGAUUCAUUUAAUAAAAGUUUUACACCUUUACAAUUAAAGCUCGCGUCACGUGAUACACCUGCAAAGAAAUCAAAGAAUAAUAAAGGAACUAGCAAUAGCGUACGAGAUUCAAAAAAACAAGAUUCUACCUCCGUAAGUAAGAAGGUCACAUCCAAGAAACAAGGCAAUCAGAAGUCUUCUUCUAAGAAGCAGGCAUCAAAGAAACAAACUGGUAAAUCUGCAGCGGAAAAGGCAAAACAAGAAAAGAAAAAGCAACAGGAACUUGAAAAGAAACGCAAAGAAGCUGAGCGACAAGCGGAAAGAGACAAGAAGCUGAAGGAAAAGGAAGAACAAAAACGUUUAAAGGCUGAAGCAAAGAAAAUUAAGUACCCCAUAGAAGAUCUGGAAGUUCCACUUGAUAAAACUUUGCUUCCAAAGAGACCUUUACUGAGUCAAGAGUUUAAAGUUCCUCAAAAGUCUGUAGGAACUUUGUUAAUGAUUUGGAAUUUUCUAUCAAUAUUUGGGAAGCCGCUGGGCUUGUCAUUUUGUACACUCGAUGAUUUUGAAACAUCGCUUUGCCAUAAUAUGUCAAAUCUUCGAUGUUACUUAGUAAUUGAAACGCACGUAGCAUUACUAAAUGCAAUCGUAAAAGAUCAAUUGUUUUUCAAAGGCAAAAAACGUCAAAUGACUUCCCGUAAUACCACUGCUAGAGAUAUAAAAAACGAAUCCGAUAGUGAUCCACAAACGGAUCAAGCUAAUGAUGAAAGUAUAUCAGGUUCAACUCAAGAAAUUUUAACCGAAUUAGGGAAAAGAUGGGAUAAGAGAAUCAUAUCUCCUGGUGAUGGUCGAAGAGGUUGGGAAGGUGUUCUUAUUGGGUGUAUUCAACAGUUGGGUACAUAUGAAUCUAUUCCAAAUUUGGACAACAUACUCUUACAUUUAGUGCCUAAUGAUCAAGCUGAUUCUGAUGAAGACUUUGAAGAAAAUUACGUGACCCUUGAAAUACCAGAUAAAUUGCAAAUAUUGAAUUUCUUAGUCAACCUUACGACAAAAACUACCACAAUUCAUGAUUACAUCGAUAGAUGUUCAGAAAAAUUAGCAGAGCUCAACAAAGAAAAAAACGACCUUAUCAAAGAGAAACGGCAACUUUUAUGCUCGUUUGCAGAAAUCUCGAAGGGCAAUCUCCCAUCAACAUCCAAAGCAAACACUCUGAAUAAUGCUGGAAACGUAGUAGGCAGUCCUGUAGGUGAUAGUUCGGAUGCAUUGAAUGCCAGAAAACGUAAAUUAGAAGAAGAGGAAAUCGCAAUACAGAAAAGGGAGGAACAAAUUGAAAAGGACAAACGAAAAUACGCAUUGCCACGGAUCUUACCCCUGGGACGUGAUCGCUUCUAUAAUAAAUAUUAUUAUACUGAUUGCAUAGGUGCUGCAGUCGGUGAAAAAUAUGGAACAGGAAGAAUUUUUGUAGAGACUCCAAGCACUUAUGACUUACAAAUAAUGACUGAGAAGGAAGAACAACGUUUUAAUAAGAGACGAAAGGUUGAAGAAGUGUCUUUCGGCUCAGACUCUGACAAUCAAACGAGAUGGGGUUAUUACGAAGAAAUAAGUCAGGUUGAAGAGUUAAGACAAUGGCUCAAUACCAAAGGAAUAAGGGAAUCAGCGCUGAGUAACGAAUUGAUGGCACGUUAUCAAGAUAUUUCAUUAAGCAUGAAUAAACGACAACAGGAUAUGUCCGUUUCAUAUUCAUCUCAAGAAGUACGAAGAAGUCGACGUACUCAAGCAACACUUGCAACGCUAUCGGCACAGCCAUACAUGAAAUGGACAAAUAAAUUAGUUAAAUAG
Molecule: messenger RNA, 2598 nt
Organism: Dentiscutata erythropus
Lineage: Eukaryota; Fungi; Glomeromycota; Glomeromycetes; Diversisporales; Gigasporaceae
Source: the annotation of a GenBank genome assembly